CAUACAAAUAAGCUAAUAUCAUCACCAUCAUCAUGUCCUUCAUCAUUUGUUCCAGGAACAUCUUCUCUGAGCUGCUUAAGGGUGACCUACACCAGUAGAAGCAUCUGUUCCUUGAUACCAUCCGAGGACCUGCCUUGCACUACCAUAUAUUCCACAGACCUGCAGGUGAAGGUGACUCCUGACACAAAGGCAGGGAAGAAGACACUGACCUGUAGCACCACCUGUACUCUGACUGACAACCCCACCUACAUAUGGUACAGGAAUGGACAGUCUCUUCCUCGGUCCACUUCCCAACAACUCGCUAUCUGGAGUUCUGAAACAGAGAGUUACUCCUGUGCUGUUAAAGGCCAUGAGGAUCUCCGCUCUCCUGCAGUGUGUGUUCAGGGUCACAACCGCUGGAGUGUGACUUACACCAAGAGGAGAAUCUGUGUCUUGAAGGGCUCCACAGUGAACAUAUCCUCCUCUUACACUCAUCCCACUUGUUAUAUAGAACAAGGUUCAUUCUGGUUUACAAAGAAACACCCUGUAGAUCUCAGGUCAUAUCCAGAGUCUGCAGGUCGUGUGGAGUACAAUAGGAACACAGAGAACCACCACACCAUGACAAUAACACACCUGACAGAGAAGGACUCGGCUGAAUACAAAUUCAGAUUAAUAACAACAUACGAGGGGAGAUUUUCUGGCCUUCCUGGUGUGAUGUUGACUGUCACAGAUAUCCUGUUGGAGAUGGAUCCUAUGUCUGUGUCAGAGGGGGAGAGAGUCACACUGAGAUGUAGAACCCAAUGUACAAUCGGUCUCAACCCCACCUACAUCUGGUACAAGAACGGACAAAGUCUGACCAAACCAAUCACCAGUUAUAACAGCCUGAUCCUAGACCCAGUCAGCAGUGAGGAUGCAGGGAACUACUCCUGUGCUGUAGAAGGCUUAGAGAGAAUCCUCUCUCCAGAAGAGACUCUCACUGUCAGAUAUGGACCAAAGAACACCUCAGUGUCAGUCAGUCCCUCUGGUGAAAUAGUGGAGGGCAGUUCAGUGACUCUGACCUGCAGCAGUGAUGCCAACCCACCUGUGCAGAGUUACACCUGGUACAAGAAGAAUGGAGGUCACUAUCAGUUCUCCUAUGGGAUCACAGGACCACAUCUUGUCUUCAAUCAAAUCAAGUCCUCAGUCACUGGAGAGUACUACUGUGAGGCCUGGAAUGGGAUUAAGACGGGGAGGUCUGAGUCAAUCAACAUCAAUGUGAAAUACGCUCCACAAAACACCUCAGUGUCAGUCAGUCCCUCUGGUGAAACACCUGUGGACAAAUACACCUGGUACAAAAAGAACGUAGCCUCACCAAAAGCAUCAGGACAGAGUUACAGCAUCACUAACAUCAUCUCUGAGGACAGAGGAGAAUAUUACUGUGAGGCCCAGAAUGGAAGAGGAUCUAUGAACUCUACAGCUCUGAUGAUCAUUGUAGCAGGGAAACAGACCUCAGUUGUGACUGCAGCUGUAGGAAUCAUAGUGGUUGUUCUGGUUCUCAUCCUCUGUUUCUCUGGAUUCAUGUGCUUCAGGAGAUCCACAGGAGGAAGUGAUGCCACAGCAGACACACAGAGUGACCAUCCUGACUGUAACAGUGACACGUACACAGCUCUGAACAUGAGGACCAUGUCCCCUGACUAUGACACUCUGAUAAGUGUCCAUCCUGACCCUAACAGUGAUACGUACACACCUCUGAACAUGAAGACCAGGUCACCAGAGUAUGACACCCUGGCAAAUGUGAGGGGAAUCUCCCACUGAAGAGUAUCACCACAGAACCUGGACUGAAGAGAACAACCACAGAUCCUGGACUGAAGAGAGGCACCACAGAUCCUGGACUGAAGAGAGGCACCACAGAUCCUGGACUGAAGAGAGGCACCAUAGAUCCUGGACUGAAGAGAAGCACCAUAUAUCCUGUACUGAAGAGAACAACCACAGAUCCUGGACUGAAGAGAAUCAUCACAGAUCCUGGACUGAAGAGAACAACCACAGAUCCUGGACUGAAGAGAAGCACCACAGAACCUGGACUGAAGAGAAGCACCACAGAACCUGGACUGAAGAGAAGCACCAACAUUGAACCUGGACUGAAGAGAACCACCAACAUUGAACCUGGACUGAAAGUUCCAAUACAAAACGAGGCCUUACACCUCUAUUCUAUUGCUGCCAUAUCUAGAGGUUUUUACACACCAUGAACUUUAUCUUUUCAGUAAAUACUGGAAUAUAUAUUUUGGAAUGGAAUAUAUUGAUGAUAAAUGAGAUGUGUUAUAUUUUGAUGUAAAUCUGUUAACUAUCUUUAGUUUUAUUUCUGAUCUUUUUCUAUGGGAUUUUGCCAUAUACAGAUGUUUUAUAACAUCAAUAGUCCUACUUUCCUCAGCAACUAAUAUGGAUCAUAUUGAAAACAGCUUUUUAAUAUUUUUAGCUCUUGGGCCAAGUUUCUCCAGAUGUUUUUCAUGAUGAUUAACUUUGUAUUGCUGUCAGAUAUUAUUACUAAUUUUAUAUUACGUAAUACAAUAUUGUUCCGUCAUGAUAUAUUUUUUAUUUUCAAAUAAAUGUAAUCAGUCCGUUAUUAUAAUUUCCAACAUUUUGGUAGGCUAUUUGUUAGUCAACUUGUCUAUCAUUUCUAAAUACAUGCAGUGGCGACACGUCAUUCAAGGCAGCUGAGGCAGAGCUAAAUCCGUUUUCAGCCCCAUGGUUAGCUUUUUUUGUUGCUUGUUUUGCAUGUUUUGAAAUUAAUACGUGAAACAUAUCAGUUUGCAAAUAAAGUUAAUAAAUAAAUAAAGCAUUGAG
Oncorhynchus mykiss (rainbow trout) is the source of this 2799-nucleotide messenger RNA. Lineage: Eukaryota; Metazoa; Chordata; Actinopteri; Salmoniformes; Salmonidae. The record is from RefSeq and is a predicted model, not a curated record.